Messenger RNA from Chiroxiphia lanceolata (lance-tailed manakin), 4863 nucleotides. It is a transcript of the gene EFNB1, whose product is annotated as ephrin B1. NCBI's taxonomy places the organism in Eukaryota, Metazoa, Chordata, Aves, Passeriformes, Pipridae. Gene Ontology annotation, biological process: axon guidance; ephrin receptor signaling pathway. Gene Ontology annotation, cellular component: plasma membrane. Gene Ontology annotation, molecular function: ephrin receptor binding. The coding region runs from base 39 to 1295 and encodes 418 amino acids. The transcript is spliced from 6 exons. The record is from RefSeq and is a predicted model, not a curated record.
GGCGCCUGACGCCCGGCCCGUCCCGCCGCCGAGGGACGAUGGCGCGGCCCCGCGGCGGGCGGUGGCUGCUGGGUGUCCUGCUGGCCCUGUGCCGCCUCGCCGCGCCGCUCGCCAAGAGCCUGGAGCCGGUGUCGUGGAGCUCCGCGAACCCCAAGUUCAUGACUGGGAAGGGGCUGGUCAUCUACCCAGAGAUUGGGGAUAAACUGGACAUUAUCUGCCCCAAGGCGGAGCCGUCCAAGCCUUACGAGUACUACAAGCUGUACCUGGUGAGGAAGGAGCAGGCAGAUGCCUGCAGCACUGUCAUGGACCCCAAUGUGCUGGUGACGUGCAACCGGCCCGAGCAGGAGAUCCGCUUCACCAUCAAGUUCCAGGAGUUCAGCCCCAACUACAUGGGCCUGGAGUUCAAGCGGCAGCAGGAUUACUUCAUCACAUCCACUUCCAACGGGACGCUGGAUGGCCUGGAGAACCGGGAAGGAGGGGUCUGCCAGACACGCUCCAUGAAGAUUGUCAUGAAAGUGGGGCAGGAUCCGAACGUGGUGAUCCCAGAGCAGCUGACGACGAGUCGGCCGAGCAAGGAGUCGGAUGACACGGUGAAGAUGGUCACGCAGAGCCCGCGCAGCAAGAUCCCGGCGGUGGAGGAGCCCGGCAAGCCGGGCUCUGUCAACCAGGAUGGCCAGGAGACCCAAGGUCCCAGUGACGGCUUCCUGAGCUCCAAGGUGGCCGUGUUCGCGGCCAUCGGCGCCGGCUGCGUCAUCUUCAUCCUCAUCAUCAUCUUCCUCGUCGUGCUCCUGAUCAAGAUCCGCAAGCGGCACCGGAAGCACACGCAGCAGCGAGCCGCAGCCUUGUCCCUCAGCACCUUGGCCAGCCCGAAAUGCAGCGGGAACGCGGGCUCGGAGCCCAGCGACAUCAUCAUCCCCUUACGGACUACAGAGAACAACUACUGCCCGCACUACGAGAAGACUGUGGCCGGCCGUGGGGGCGGGCGCCGUGCCUUUCCGUGCUCGGGACACCGCUGGCAAACCCGGGGACUCCACCUCCCCUUUUCGUUCUGGGAUUUUCCCUCCGUCCUUGCUGAAGUGCCCCUGUGCCGGGAGCCUGGAGCGACGCCGGGGCCGUGUCCGAGGAGCAGCAAGCAGCCGCGGGGGGAUGAGGAGGAGGAGGAGGAGGAAGCUUUGCCACGGUGCCAAGAUGCAGACAACUGUGCAGGGAGGAAGCUGGCAAACCCGAUUUACUACUACUACUAUUAUUAUUAUUAUAAUUAUUUUAAUUUUUUUGUAACAUUUUUAUUUUUGUGAAUUCCGGGCGGGACUCCGGCCCGCCGCCUUCGGGCACACGCCAUCGCCUCCUUCCAGCACGCCGUCCCCCCGGCCCCGGGGCACGUCCCGCUCCCGCCGCUGCCCCUGGAAACCUUUGUGUUCGUAGCUGUUGACUCUUGUUUUAGUCUCUUUAUAAAAAGAAAGAAAGAAAAAAAAAAUAUUCUAUCUACACCCUGUCUCAAGCAUUCAGUGCGUGAGGGGCCGGGGCUCCUCCUGCCCCGUGCGGAGCAGCUGUGGCCCGGCAGCUCUUCCCGACCCCUCCGGAGCAUCCCACUGUGGAGAAAAGCCUUUGGGUUUCCAUUGGGCUGGAGCUGAGCCUGCUGGAAGCAAAGUAGGGGGUGGAAGGGGGUAGCUGCAGAACCCCCAAGCCAGGCAUGCUGUGGGAGGUUGUCCUUGGAAAGGAAAACUGGAAAACAAAUGUUCCCGACCCACAGCUCAUGCCGGAGGUAUCAGGAGGAGGCUGGCGCUUGGGGCUGGAAGCCCCCCAGGAGGCUGGAGUACCAGGCUUGGCUUGGCUGGGAGCUGAGCCAAAGGCUUUUCCAUGCCCCUUGGUGAGACCUGCUUUGGGGACCAGCCUCUGCCAUGCCUGUCCCCCCACUCUGCUCCUGGCACGGGAGCAUCCUUGUCCUGCCACCUCCUCCAGGUCCCACAGCCUGUGCUCCCCCACCCUUGCCUUGCCCAUCUCCUGCCUAACACUGGACAGGGUUGAGCUUUUCUGGUGGGAUCAUUCCCUGCUUCCUCUUCCUGGGAGGACCUGCUGGCGCUGUGGCCGAUGCCAGUGGGCAUGGUGGAGCUGGCUGUGCCCUGUCACCCACCUGUUCUCUGGCUGUCCCCUCUUCCUCACUUUCUUUUCCUUCCAGCAGUAGCUGCUUUUGCUCAGGGAGCAGGAGUGGGGCCAGCAGGGCUGCUCUGCCUGGGCUGUUCCCGCCUGUCCCCAGGGCCCUGAAUCCCACAUUAGGAAGUGCCCAAAGAGCGAGGGAGCUGCUCUGCUAAAGUGCCUUGAUGAGGAGUGGGCAGGGGCGGGGGGGCAGAGCAGGGACGGGGGUCCCAAUGGCUUGGGGUGUCCGGUGACUUGGGGGUUCUGGUGGCUCGGGUGCUGCGCUGGGGUUUGGCCCCCAGUGGGAUGGGAGCAUCCCGGGGUGUCACGUUGUUGGGUUUGUGGUGUUCUAAGGCAGGAAUUCGGACUGGAGCAGAGCAGGGUGUCCCAGCUCUCCUCCUGCCCUCAGCAUCCUGAGGUGAUUUGGUUUCCAGGGCCCUGAACCAGCUGCUUCCCUAGGGAGGGAUGAGCCGCAGUGGGUGCUCCUCCCUGCCCUGCCCCUCUCCCUGUUCCCCCCGUCCCACCACUGCUUUUCCCCAUGUAGCACCUUCCGUCCCUCUCUUUUCCAUGGCAUCCGUGCCAGUGCUGCCCACCCUGGCCCGGGAACCAUCCCCACCAGGACACUCCAUUCAUUCCCUGUUGGGAAUGGGAUCUGUUCUUGGAAAUCCCAGAAAAUUGUGUCUUAAAAAAAUCCCCCUUUCCUUCUCCCGUCUGCCAGACCUUGGCCUGUGGUUCCCAAAGUGGCAGAGCCCUGGCUGGGCGGUGGCGGCGGUGACAGUGACAGUGGAAUCCCUUGGGAGCAGCGGCCGGAGUGGAGGGGCAGGAGAGGGACAAUGUAGUUUUGGUUUGGUUUUGCAGACGAUGGGACGGAAUCUGGCCACGGGUUGUACCAAAAGUGAUCUGACAGUGCUGGUGGCUUCCCACAGUGGCCAUCCCCAGCUGACGUCCCCAUCAGUCCAGCUCCUGCUGGGAACAGCUGGAAAACCUUGUAAAUAUGUGAAGAAAGGGUGAAAUCAGAACUCUUGGUUUUUGUCGAGCACCUCAGGCUGCUGGGUCCUGGAUCGGAGUGUGUCCCUCGGGUUCUUUUCAUGGAAAGUAUUGAAGUUUGGUUGAUUUUUUCUUUUUUCUUUUUUUUUUUCCUUAAUUUUUUUUUGUUCCCCCCCCCCGUUUUGUUUGUGUAAAUACUAGUCUUUUUUGGAAGAAAUAAUGUAAAGAUGUUUUGUAUAAACUCCGAAUUAUUUUCUGGUUGCUUUUUCUUAGAAAAACAAAAUGAGAACUUAAAAAAAAAAGAAAAAAAAGAAAAAAAAAGAAAUUUUAACCACGAGAACGGGUGUAAAACAUUGUCAUAGUGCUCAGCGCUGGAGCCCACGGGCUGUGCUGGUGUGGGGGCUGCCGGGGGGCGGCACUGGGGGGCUGUGCCCUCAAUAUAAUGCAGGAACAGAGGGGCUCCAAGCAGAGAGGGAGACUGGGAGUCUGGGAUUCUAUUCCAUUGAUUCCAGGUCAGACCUGGCUCAUUCCCAGUGAGUUUUUGGCUGCCCUGAUUCCGGGCAGAGCUUUGAGCCCUGACCUGGGCACGGGCAGAGACUCGAUGACAUGCGGUGACCUAAAGGAGCAUCAAAUUUAUCUCCUUAUUUAUCUUUAACCAAAAAAAACCCAACCUGGGGAUGCAGAACUCAGUGCAACAUCCUGAGAUCCUGCUCUGCUCUUCCAGGCCUGUGGAGCUGCUCCUGGUGCAGAUUCCUUUCCCAGCUAUCCCUAUUUUCCAUCUGCCAACUGCCAGCACACCGUAGCCUCGUCUCUGCUUGGUACCCGGUUGGGGUUGUUCCUCCUCAGCCAUACCCACCUUGGGUCCCUGCCCACAGGGAGGUGGCUGUGCCCACCAGAGCCACCUCUGGUGUCACCGGCAUGCCUGGCACUUCCCUGUGGGCAGCUGGAAGGCAGCUGGGAGCUCCCAGUCCUCCCAGUGGCUCACAGGAGCUGGACUGGGAAUCUGCAUUAUAUUGACAGAGGGGUCCUUGGAGGAUCUGGAGGCACUGGAGCAGGGAUGGACGUCCCUCCCUGCAUCCCAGCAGUGCCUCACACCAGCACAUCCACACCACGCUCCCACAUUUCAGAGCUGUGACCACGUCCACAUCCCACAGCGUCACAUCCGUCCCGUGUCCCGAGGGGGGACUGUCCCCACGAUCAACCAGCUGCGGGGCUGCUGCUGCCCAGCCCUUUACCACGGCCCCGCCGGAGCAUCCGGGCUGCCGGGUUCCCUUGUCCAUCCUCCGCUGCUGUUAGCCGAGAGGUGGAUGUGGACUUGGAGCCCGGAUGCGGCCGGUGCCUGUGUGGGGCACACGGGAUGGGGCUUUGGUCAUGCGGGAAUGGUUUGGGAUCCCAGGCAUGGAGGGAACGAGGCCCCUCUGUGCCAGCACCUCCUCAGGGAGCGGCUGCUCCCGGGCAGGGGCACAUCCCGGAUCAGGCCUCGGCAUCCCCGCGCUGGUUGAUCCUCCUGGGCUCCCGGUGGGGCUCUGGUGGUGCCGGGAUCCCCUCGGCCGCGCUCCCUGGCACCGCAGAUUUUCUUUCUUCGUGUCAUGUUCCUCGGUUUGAUUCCUUUCACCUUCUCCCAGCUCUCCCUCCCAGUAGCAUAUCAUCGGCAUCGGUAACCAGCUCUGUGGCAGCUGAACUCCAUGGAGCCGUGAUGGAACCUGAUAUAUUGUUAAAUAAAAGGGUUUUUUUCCUAUGGAA